GUCGUCAGCCAGACAGUGAAACGCCAGCGUGACACUGCCCAAAAUGGACGCCGUCGAGGUAGCGCUCGUCGCUUCGCCGUUCGCGAACCUGGCGCCGCUGUACGAGGUCGACCCGGACGCCGACGCGCUGUUGAUCGUGCCGCCAGUCAACCAGGACUUCGCUCCAUGGCGCGAGCCGCAUCAACCCGGCGAGGUAAACGGCGUGCUCAAGACGUCGUCAACAACUGCGGCAGCCGCUCCCGCAUCGCGGCCUGGCCUGCGCAUCAAGGUGUCGUCCAAGCACCUCACGCUCGCCUCCCGCGUGUUCCGAAACAAGCUGCAGUUCGGCAGCUCCCGGGCGGCGCGGCAGUCCGACGGCCGCAUCCACCUCAAGCUGGCCGACGGCUUCGACCCCAAGGCGGUCAGCAUUGUCAUGAACGCGGUGCACGGCCGGGGGUCCAAGGUGCCCAAGGCGGUGGACCUCGACACGCUGGCGCAGAUCGCCCUGUUCGUCGACCGCUUCCAGCUGCUGGACGCGGUCGAGGUGUACGCCGAGCGGUGGAUCGCCAAGCUGGAGAGCUCGGUCCCGGACGCCGACGGCCGCGACCUGGUGCUGUGGAUCUACGCCAGCCACGUGUUCCGCCACGCCGCCAUCUUCCACGCCGUCACCAAGUCCGCCGCUGCCCGCUCGGCCGGCCCGAUCCCGACGCUCGGCCUCCCAAUCCGCGAGAAGAUCAUCCAAACAAUCGACGCAAACCGCCAAACCCUCCUCACCCGUGCCCUGUCCCUCGUCCACAGCACAGUCGACGACCUCCUCACCACCACCCCCACCCCCACCGCCACAACAGCCACCUCAAGCUCCGCCGGCGGGGCGAAGGGAGGGGUGGUCGAGGAGGAGGUGGAGGUUGAGCCGUGGCAUCGGAACGGGAAUGGCUAUGGGAAUGUGAAUGGUCAUGCGGUCAAUGAGCAGGAGGGUGUGAAGAAGACGUCUGGUUGGGGUGCUGUCGGCGGGGGGUUGCCGGUUACCCCGGUGGCAUCGCCUGAGCCAGUGUACCGCAGCGCACGUGGCGUGUUUGAGCAGGUGCAUGAGUGUGACGCGACGAGGGUGGUGGCGCGGUUGGACGAGCUCGGAAAGCUGGCCGACGAGGUGGACGGGCUCGUCCUGGAGAGCAGCCUGGGAUAUCAGCGGUAUUAGGGUCUGGCAGACGUGCUUGAAGAGGUGUUUGGGGUGAAGGGGACCGAAAGACGUUCCUAGCCUGAAGUGGGCUCUGCUUGGGCUGGUGCUUUUGUGUGCGAUUCAAAUGGCGCCAGCAGAGUUUACGCCAGGACUGUUUGAGAACAGUGCUAUCUAUCAUUCCCUUCCCUUACCUUAUGUACAUUAAUCUUUUUUUAGCCCUUUGUCGCCUUACCUAACACAGUAUCUCUAGGCAAAUCCAAACUUUUCUUUGGUCCCUGGA
Thermothielavioides terrestris NRRL 8126 is the source of this 1436-nucleotide messenger RNA. RefSeq lists its product as uncharacterized. The transcript is spliced from 3 exons. The record is from RefSeq and is a predicted model, not a curated record. Bases 44 to 1174 code for a protein of 376 amino acids. NCBI's taxonomy places the organism in Eukaryota, Fungi, Ascomycota, Sordariomycetes, Sordariales, Chaetomiaceae.